UUUAUGUUCGCGUCUUUUUUGGUUUUUUUCAACGCGGAGGCGUGGAGACCGAUGUCCCGGCACGGAGUGCAAAGAAAGAAACAGAAAGAAAGAAAAGCGCAUCUUUUCCUCUCUUGUUUGGAAAGUUUGCCCCGGGAAGUUUGGGCGCCUCCAAGACCCAUCAUCCCCGGGUCCUGCUGGGCAGGGGCUGAUGGGAACUGGAGGCCCAAGCCUCUCCCAGAGGGAGGGCCGAUGACCGUGACAGGCUGGAGGGAGGGAGGAGAGCCUCGCCGGGGCGCUUUUCCGGGAAGCGGCGGCGCUUCGAAAGCAGAAUGAUGGGAGACAGUCCAAACGUCUGGGUGGGGAGCGCUUACCUGUUUGUCCAGUCGACGUCGGAAAAGGUCCUUCUACCCAUGCUCUACGGAAACCCACAGCAGAAGCCAAGCGUCUUCAGGGCAUUCAAAAUGGCACUAGCAGACUCCACCGGUAGCCUCCAUGGGGUGGACGUGCUGAAGGUGUACUGUAGUGAACCUCACUUGAUCGUGCAACUCAAGUUCUCCAAGGAAGAGAACUGCCGGAGGUUUCUCCAAAGUUACCGCGAAGGAACGCUCCAGGACUCUCUCCAGAAGCAUCUCAAAAACACCUUGUCGAUGGCCAGCGUGGUCUCUGUGGAGACGGAGCUGAAAGCGGGUGCUGAAAAGCUGGACUCUAUGAUUCGGGAGGAGGACCGGUGCUUGGCGUGCAUCUACAAAGAGAAGCCUAACCGUCUCAGGGACGAGGAGAUAAUAGAGCUUGAAGAAUCGCUCCUGCACUUGAGUUGUUCUGAAGAAAGCAAGACCGACCACAGCAGCUCCUCGUCACCCCCUUGGUCUCUGAGUUCUUCCACUCCAUCUUCAAAUUCUUCGCUUCAGUCUCUGAAUUCUUCACCCCCGUCGUACAGUUCUUUGGAGAUUCCAGGCUCUUUGCCCCAGGCCGAUACUUUCAUCUUCCAGGACCAGCCGUUUGCCAACAGACGAAUCACACCGCAGGACCAUCAGAAGUUUGCCAAACUCGUCUCCAAGAAAUGGAAACAAGUGGGUCGGUCCCUGCAGGCCGGCUGCCGCGCGCUCCGGGAUCCCGUCAUCGACAACUUAGCCAUGGAGUACGAGAGGGAGGGCCUCUACGAACAGGCAUACCAAUUGCUCCGCAGGUUUAUCGACUCGGAGGGCAAAAGGGCCACCAUACAGAGACUCAUUGCUGCCUUGGAGGAUAACGGCCUCCUGAGCAUAGCAGAAGAGCUUCUGGGGGUCCACGAGAGUAAUCACAACGCGUAGGGGGAAAACCCUGGCUUCGGACAACUAGCCAGAGGACCUUGCUGUUGAAGACACUCAUGCAUCUAUGGAUUUCUUGACUGCACUUUAGGGAUCCAAGAGUAGAUCCCACACACACACACACACACAAAGGAACAAUAGCCCAAGCUGGAAUUGUUCCAAGGCAGAAACAGAAUUCCAGUUGGAAGGCCACCAUCUGCUUCGGGUCCAAAUAAGGAUGCUUUGGGGAAGGUGAAUACACUUAGGAAGCAGUGAGAAAAAUGGCAUCUUCUUAGCAGAAACUGUUGUAUGACGAGAUAUUUUGGAAGAUGGCCCCCGUCAGACAUCGGUUGUUAUUGAAAAUCCUUAUAGAAUCAUAGCUGCAAAACAAACAAAAAAAUCUGUCCACAUGGAGGACAGGGUAACUCACUGAGUUACAGUUAGCUCUUCCUGGUUUCAUAAUGUUUUCAUCUUUCAUGAACUGUAGCAUCCAUUUAUGUGCAUGAACAUGACUAUCCUUGGAUUAAUCACCUAGACUAGUCUAAGUCUCAUUAGCCUUCUGCAGGCAUUAAAAAAAAAUCAAAAGCAUGGAGGGACAGAUCUUUCACUCUUAAUCUUCCUGUUCGGACAGGGAAAAGUUAAUAGUUCUGCUCAUUCAGUUGAGUGAAGCCUCAGUAUUCAACAUUUGUUUCCUUCAUCCCUUCUCUCACUGAGUUUGAGAUUGUCAUACAAAACUUUGUACCAUUUUGGAUCACUCAGCACUAAAAUAUUAGAGAAAUGCCAAUUCAGUAAGUGUUAUAGCACUAUAACCCUAUAACGCUAGAUGUCAUCAUCCUGUUAAUACAGUCCAGAAUCAGUGUUUUAGUCUGAACUAAAAUAACAGUGCACUGCCACUUAAAUGGGUGUUAUAGUGCUACAACACUAAAAUGCAAAAUGUGUUCAUUAUAUCUUGCUUUUCUUCCAAUAAAGCAACCCAAGGCAACUUAUAAAACAUUUAAAAGACCAAUGUUUAGGACAGCUAAAAUACAUUACAGUGUGUAAAUGCUGUUAACCAUGUUUGCAUAGUUAAAUUUCUAAAUUAAAACUAUGUAGAACAACUUAAAAGCACACUUGAAAAGGCAAGAAAUACAAACUCCCCUAUAAAAACUGGCCAGUUUAGAAGACAAAAUCUGUUCCUGAAGAACGACGACUUCUCUGGCAAUGGAAGGACUGCAGGGAGCGGGUCUAGGUGGUUUUCAUUGCUCUGAUUUUGCACAAGUAAUUUAAUACACUGCCUGUUAUUAACUGGUUUCAUUGUCCUUCCAGGCAGGAAAAGGUUUUAGGGCCCUCUAGUGCCUAAUUCUGACAUUGCACACUGAAAAAUAUUUAUAAACAUGCAGAGGGCAAAAGAAAAGAAUACUUCCCUUGCCACUUGCAUGGCAUAAAACCUGAAAAAAGGCUGUAAAAAUGUACUUUAAGAUGUCCUUUUGAAAAUAAUGAGUCAUCAUCCCAGGUAACAUAGGUGCUACUUGUUAAACUGAAAAGUAACUAUGCUUAACUAGUCUGAAAUAAUGGACUUGAUCCACAAAAGCUCAUAUUAAAAUACAGCAGUUAGUCUUUAAGAUG
Pogona vitticeps (central bearded dragon) is the source of this 2873-nucleotide messenger RNA. Lineage: Eukaryota; Metazoa; Chordata; Lepidosauria; Squamata; Agamidae. The record is from RefSeq and is a predicted model, not a curated record.